AAUUAUUUUCGCGUUGUGUAUCUAGCUUUUACAUAUUCUCAUUUUCUAAUAAUCGCGAUGGAAAUUUGUUCGCGCGUUGCGAACUGCUAUUUACAGAAUACACAAACAGGGACGAAAAGCCAAUAGGGGAGUUGCAUGUCGUUGACGACAAUUCCCAGCUUUCAUAUAAAUCUCGAUUCUCCAACUUUAAAUCAAUCUUUACCAAGAAAAACGCAUGCACUUUAUGUGUCUCCAGGGACUAUUAUAUCGCUUUUUUGUUAUAUGAUUUGAUAGUAUAUUAUAUCAGUUGUGAUUCGAAAAUUCAUAUUAUUCGCAGCUCAUCUACUCUCUAUUCGUAGAUCAAUCCACAAAAUUGUAAUCCGUAUUCAAUACAAAAUAUUUAAGGAGAGUAAUUUCGUGGAUUGAUUUUCGUCUCGCCAGCAAAAUUAUUAUUCCGUCCAUUAAUAUCCGUUGCUCGUUUUAUUAAAAAUACAGGAAGAAGAGCAUUUCUCGCAUGUUUCUCGCCGUAACAAUGACGUGGAUUUAUCGUUCGCGUCGGUAGCGAACGAUGGUCGUGUCAAUUUCAAUUUUUCGCGGACACGCAACGAUAUCAACUGGCAGAUAUUCGUAUCGCGAUCGGAAAAAUACAUCGAGCCGGAGCUCGGGGAUGGAAUCGCUUGCACGUGGUUAAGCGUGACUCCGUGGCUCGUUAUUAGCGAUGCGGUUUCGAUUUAUCUAAGGGAGGCUGGUGGCCCUUCCGACACAAAGGCGCGGUUCAAUCUCUCCGCUCUCGGGUAACCCAUCCUUUUUCCCUUGGGCGAUCGAUCAACCCGCAAGGUCCGAUGUAUUAAUAGCCUCGGUAUAAAUUUACGCGUGUAGAAACGGACGAGCGUCGCGACACACGGAGACGGUGUUCCUUUUUCUCUGCUAUCGUUUCUUCGUUAUUUCCUAUUCUUCAUUCCCGAUUGUUUCGACGAGGGCGAGGGAAUUAUUGUAUUUCUUGUCACAUACAUCGUUCUCGUUUUCUUUACCCUUCAUUCUUACGUUAAACGUUCGUAUAGAAGAUUCCUAGCUGGCUGUCCUACGAUUAAUUAUACUCUGAAAUUAUUGCAUGACGAGGAGCAAGUUUCAUUACCUAGGAUAUACGAAAUUUCAGUACAAAACACCUUGGCGCUCUGACUCGCGCGCUCUGCACAUUUCCUCGCAUCCGUAACAAACAAGAAAGAUAAUUAGCGAGAUAAUUAGUCCUGCUUCUGGUAGACCGCUCCACGUAAGAACGGUUUCGUUAGAAAUUAGCAAAACAUUCUGUACCGUACGUUCACUAAGUAUUUCGUCGCUUCGCAAAGAAUAGAUGUUCAAUGCAAUUCAAUUUUUAACACAUUGCGGGACGCGAUUAAUUAUAUUCUUUUUAACGAGCGUACGUUAUAUUCUGUUGCAAUCGUUUCAAUCAACGUGGGAGUACGCGGUAACGUGCUCGCGAGAAGCUAAGUCAGCACGAACCGUCAUGCCGCACCCGCGGUGCUCUGAGAUUAUCCAAGAUCGAUGUCUCGACCUCGGUUUUGCGUAUCGAGAGAAGAGCCACGUUCUUUAAUCGAUCCCUUCUAUAUACUCUCGGUUCAGGUGGAUAAAAAAAAGAAACACGGUGGUGUGUGCUCGUGUAUAUGUGUGCGCGGUCCAGAAAGGGAAAGUCGAUGAAAGUUUAAAGCUGGUGGUGCAUUCGCCGAUUGUUCGCGGUGAAUCGCGAGGGAUAACGACCAGUGUUAGGUGAAAAGUAUUCGUAUGAUGCCGUUAGGCGAGUUUCGGUGAAGACCCAAGUGCGUCCAUCGCGAUUAAAAGUGGAAUCCAAAAGGGGAAUCGGGUACCGCGCGUACGAACGAUCGAGUUUGCCCGGUCGCAACGCUCGCCGUCCCGAGAGUAUCAACGUCAACCUGUCGGUCUCCGAGGUUCUGAGCCUCCUGGACCACGCCGACGACGACGAGGUCCUCGCUGGCACAUCCGAAGAGAACCGGAAGCGUGCCCUGUGGCAGUUUUACUCCACAGGAAUGCUCACGCACAGCCACAGCGACGGCGAGUUCCCGAUUUAUUCACAGGCAAAAAAGCAAAAUGGGGCGGCGUUGCGGACGAACAGUUUGGGCUCGGGGGCGAGAACGCCACCACUCGAGAGGAAAAGCAAAUUUUCAGCCCUCGGUAGACUCUUCAAACCGUGGAAAUGGAAACGGAAAAAGAAAUCGGAUAAAUUCGAAGCUGCCUCAUUAUCGCUCGAGAGGAAAAUUUCUGUACGAGCCAGCAGAGACGAGUUGGUACAGAAAGGAAUUUUGUUGCCCGUGAUAAGGACCACGUCGUUUCCGGAAAAUGAGACGGCCAGCGACUCGCCGGACGGUCAGAAACCUCCCACGCCGCAGCAGACCCCUCAGCAGCAGCAACAGCAACAGCAGCAACAACAAUCGCAGCAGCAACAGCAGCAGCAGCAGCAGCAACCGGGCACGGGGGUGCACGCCGGCGGUGGCGGCAACCCGGCAUCGACCCCCACGUCGACCAGUAACACGCAGCAAUCCCAGCAAUCCCAGCAAGCAGGAUCGGCCACGCCGACCCCCACGACUGCCAACCCGCAUUCUACAGGACCGCCCAGCAGCAAUCAACCCUCGCCGCAUCCCUCGCCCCUCUACCCGGGAAUGCCGCAGCCUGGCCAGCCGAACGGUAGCACGCAAGAGCCGAAGAAGGAAAAGACUGAACAGAGUGCAAAUGGCGCGGUAUCGCCGAGCGGUGAGCCGCAAUCGAAUCAGGGCACGGCUACGAUCGGCACCACCGGUAGCGUGCCGGUCACGGCCUCCACCCCGAAUUCGGGAGAUCACCAAAAGCCGAGCAGGCCGAACACCCUGGAAGCCAGGGUGAUGGCCGGGAGACUGAUCUUGUUCGACAUGGACAAGGGAGUUCUAGACCAAAGCAGCGAGAACAACCAGCAAGUGAUAGAGAGGUGUUACCCCCUGCCGCCUCAGAACACGUUGAUGCUCUCGGAACUUCCGGAACCGCCGAUACCGUUGAGCGAGAUCGGCCCGAUUCCGCCGCCUCCGAUGUUCAGCUCCUCGAGUCCUACCCUGUUGAUGGGCAGGCAACGACGAACACGGCCUCGUCGUUUCACGUGGGAGCCUUACGAGGCUGACGAGGACGAGGAGGAGGUGGACGCGGAGGAGGAGGAUAACAUGUACAACAUGCCGAGGAUGUCGCAGCCGGACCCGAGCAUCGACACAUCCAGGUUCGAGGAGAUACCCGCGAAGGAGCCUAAGUUUCACGCGGUGCCGUUGAAGAGCGUACUAAAGAAACGAAGCUCCGGUAGCGGGCCGGGCACGCCGCAGAACACGCCGACGCAGGAGAACAGGCCGUUGACCCUUCGCCAGGAGUUGCACGCCUCGUUCGUGUUAGCCAAAAGGCCACCGUUGAGGCCUAGGAUGAGAAUAUGCAGUCGACCGGUCAGAUUUGGACUGGCUUUACCUUGCACCCUUGAGAACAAGGAGAACGCGAGGCCAUACGUGAUAAGGGAAGACGCGGACGGCGAGCCGGGGGACGGCCAGGUGCUCUACAGGGACGAGUAUGAAGAUGAGAAAAGCCGGUUGGCAGCAAAGAUUGCGCGCAAGGAGUCGUUGUCGUUGAAGCUUGCCCUCAGGCCAGACAGGCAGGAGCUCAUCAACAGGAAUAUCCUUCAGCUGCAAACAGACAAUGAAAAGCAGGAAACGAAGCAGGCGAUUGGUGCCAAGCUCAUCAGGCGGCUGAGCAUGCGGCCGACCCAAGAGGAACUUGAGGAACGAAACAUUUUGAAAAAACAAAGUCCUGCAGAGGAGAAGAAGCAGAAAGAGGAGAAGAAACGGUAUCUCCUGCGGAAACUCAGCUUUCGACCAACUGUCGAGGAGCUCAAGGAGAAGAAGAUCAUCAGGUUCAACGACUACAUCGAAGUGACGCAGGCUCACGAUUACGACAGGAGAGCGGACAAGCCCUGGACGCGAUUAACACCGAAGGACAAGGCGGCGAUCCGGAAGGAGCUGAACGAGUUCAAGAGUUCGGAGAUGGCCGUUCACGAGGACAGCCGACACCUCACUAGGUUCCAUAGGCCAUGACAUUUGCAAUGUGUACAUGAGGUGCUACAGUGUUUGCUACAGUGGUAUAAGAAUAGGUGAAGGUGCGGUAUUGUGGCCUCGCGUCGAGGCUGAAUAAGAAAAAUGAUGUAUAUCUCGGUUGACCGUGGCUUUCGUGAGUCAAUUCACGACGGAGGAGUUUCGCGCGUUAACUCCUCGGGCACGGUGACGGUGAUUUCGUUCUUUUUUUCUUUUUAAUUGACGUCGCCGCGUCGUGUUGUCAUUCGUCGUAAAUCGUGUCACGCAUCAUCAAGUAACAGCCAGUUCAUCGUGGAUCAUUCGCGUCGAACGACGAACGUCUCCAUGACGUCGACGAAGAUUGUGAUAGAGCGGUCCCGAUGGAUGAUUGUAGAAGAAGAGGAAAUGAAGGAAUAUUUGAAGAAAGAAGAGUUUGCAAGGAAGGAUCACUAAUUUCUCUUAGUUAUGAUUCGUAUACACUCGAGCUUGUCCGACUCGUCAAAAUAAUGUAAUAUUUCAAGCGUUCAAAUUCUCGUUUCAAUUCGUUCGAUGCCAAAAAAGAAAGAAGAGAGAAGAUGAAUUAUAGAGGUAAUACCUCGGAUAUUCACUCAUUAGAAAUUUGCAACUUGGAGAAUCAAACGUUGUAUGUAUAUAAUAAGAUCCUCUUUUGUACGAGAAUAAAGCUCGCCGUUCAAGAACAUAGAUAGUAAUUUGUUCUAUCGUUCCAGUUGACAAUUUAUGGCGAGAGAUAUCUUUGAAGUAAACAUACAGAUUUUGAAAAUAAUGAAGUAGAUAGAUCAAAGAUGACGUGACCAACGAAAAAAAAAUUUUGGCUGGCGUUUAGCUCGCGUGUAAACGGAUCUUUCCGUAGAUUUGACGGUACACCGUGAGAACUUCUCUUUUCCAUCAAGCUAGCUCAUCAGUGUCACCUGGCAUCAAAACAAACGCGUAUAUGUAAAACGAUUCUUAGAGAUCGAAGAUAAAUGGUUUUAACGUUCGUGUGACAUGAUGAUAAAUACCUGGGUAUUACAGUUUCUCGAAAUGCUCGACGUGACAAACGAGAUCGGGAAUAGAAGAAAAUAUACAUACAUAAAAUGGAACGCCGUCGAUUAAAGAGAUUGGUUUUAACUUUUUCUAUUGUUUUAAAAGUAUAUGUUAGUUGGAUCGGAGAUAUUUUUAUAUUUGUUGACGUUUAACAGACGGAGAAACAAAAAGUAUUUGUUGAACAAAGCGAGACGAGUUUACGCACUUUGUUUUUAUCGAAACAAACGAAUGAAAAAAAACCCAAAAAAAUGAAAAACGAUAACUAAAGCUUUGCGGUAUGUAUGUAUAUGGCGGCUGUUAAUGUAAUUUAAUCGAUACGAUUUUACGGAUCGUCAUUUUAAAUCGACUAAUUUUAAUAAUGGUGAAUUCGUUGUUCGUGUCAUGCUGGAGAAUCGUUUACUUGUGUAGUUUUAUUACGAGUUAAAGAAUCGUUCCAUUCGAUAAGCGCGGACAGAGGUGACGUCCUGUGUAUUCGACAACUGUGCGAAUUAAUCUAUGACAAUCUUGUUCGAAUUGACAAGAAAAAAAAAUACUAUUUUUUUCUUUUUACUGCCAGGUAUCACUAUUUCUCUAUUCGCGAAUCUGCCUUGAAGGGCGGCCGCUUAUUGACUUAUAUUAUACGAAACAAAGUACGGAAACACGAAAGAGAAGGAGCGAUAUCACGUGAAGAAAACGGAUACGAAUUAAGGAAUGCGUUCCGUUUUCGUGAAGGGAGGAAAGAGAGAACGAACAAAAAAGAUGAAACCGAAGUGAUGAAAAUAUGCAUUGUGCAAUUACACACUUUGUACAGAAAUAAUAUACAUAGCGCGUACGUUAGUGGUUAUUAAUUAUUGUUAUUGUCAUCGCUAUCGACGCUGCGAUCAAUCGUUGAUUUUUCGAUCACGCAUUUCGAUCGUGGAAGCAUCGGACUUGCGAAGCGGUAAAUUGAAUAAGAAAAAUACAAUUGUCUACGCCAUCGAUCGUAGAAUAGCGAAGAUACGAAGGAGAACGUUCUGAGAAUUUUCUUCACCUUUGUGUCACUGUUCGGGUCGAUGUGAUCAUUCGAAAUUUUGUUAUACGAACAGCAAAUAAAUUUUCCUAUUUCACCUGUCCAAUUCCUUUCGGCUCUCAGAUUUUGAACAAAUACGAACAAAUUUUAUUAUCAAUUGUCUGUAAAAAUUAUUUAUCAAGUAUAUAUUUUAAACAAUUAUUUUAAUCGUUUAUGUAAAUACGAGAAUUUCCCUCCAUCCUUUAUUUCAUAAUUUAAGCAAUUGAUCAGAAACCUCUAUGGAGAGAAUAAAAUUUUAACAUUUUCAUUAGAGCACGUUCUUAAUUAUGAAUACACGAUUCUUCAGUUUAACCCAAAUUGGAUUGAACAAUAAUUCCGGGAGCAACGUAGAGAAUUUUAUACAACAUUCAACUCAGACAAGGCACAAGGGCAAGAAAACGAAACGGAAGAUCGAAAUUCGCUUCGAUGUAUUGCUCGCUUAAAAGCUCCCCUUGAAGCUUUUUGUCAUUGCAGCAUGUGAUCGUCAUCCGUUCUUAAAAGCUGGUGUAAAUUCGCGUCGAAACCAAUUUGCCAAAAAAAAGGAAAAACGAAAAAAAACGGAGAAAAUCUCUGACACCUUCUGUUUCGAUGAACGUCGUGCGAUUAGAAGAUAAUCAAUCUUAUAGACACGAACGAGGAGGAAUCAUAGAGAAGACAGUUAAAUCUAUUAAAACUGGUUCUUCUUGUCGAGAGAUCAGAAUAUUUCAGUCAUUUUCGCGACAUUGGAGAAUUCGUAUUCUUCCUCUGUCUGAACUCGAGUCACUCGAGUUUCCUCCUGCGGACGUUGAGUCGUGGCAAACGACAAAUCGAUUUUUCCUUCUAAAUAGUAAUCUAGUUUUAACGAUCACCCAAUGUGGUGGGAGAGGAUCAGUCAAUAAACGAUCCUUCUCUCGUGAACCCGUCGGUGAACUCAGUUGUUCGAUAUUAUAAGCAAGCAAGCAGAGCAAAAAAAAAGUAAUGAAAAUAAAAUAAUAGAAAUUUUCGCGGUCGUCGAAGGUGUCAGCCGAAUAGAUAAGAAGGCGAUGAGAAAGGGGUCGAAGGGAGAAUAAGGCGAAGACCUCAGUGAACCACGGAGACGUACGUGAUUAGGGGAACGAUGUAAGAAAAGCAGAUAGGGGGAUGAGAAAAGCGUUUCUCUCUCGUUCCAUAGGUCGAGCGUUGUGGCUACCGUGUAGUCGAAUUAACUGUAUCCAAUUCAUUUUUCCGCGUUGUCUGCUGCGUGAUGUGUGUGCACAGUGAGUAUGCGUGUUUAAUUAAAUUCGGAGAGAAAAUGUGCGAGAGAAGGUGAGAUUCGAUUGGCAGAGAUCGAUAAUGUUUUAGGGGAUGGAAACGAGUUUGUAUAGGAGGACGAGAGUAAAUAUGGGAAAAAUUAAGGAGAGAAUAUUUAAAGGAAAUUCUCUUCAGAAUUUUCUGAUUUUGUUCGUUUACUUUCUAGUUUCUUUUCCUUGUUUGCUUCCUUACCUUGAACAAUCUCUAUUCGUUUUCGUCGCGAUCAACUAUCCAGGAUAAACGAUUUAUUAGCAACGUGUACAGGAUACGAAACGCAAUGCGUAAUAACUAACUAGACGACGAGCGAUUUGUAAAUAAUAGAAACUGAAGAGGGACGAUUCUUAGGCGUAAAGAAAGAAAAUGAAACACAUACCGUAAUAGUGAUCCACGCUAUGAAGAAAAAAAAGAACGAUAUUACGCGUGCCAGGAUGAGUGAAUAAUUUAUAAGUAUUCAGCUCUAGAUGAGAGUAAAAAGAAAUUAAAGAAAACUGGCGUCCUAAACGCGAGCGACAUACAACCAUAUAAAUAAUAUAAAUACUAUACAUAUAAAUAUAUACAUAGAUAUAUAUAUUAUUAUAUUGAAAUAUGCAAGCAGUGUGUGCGUUUUUCAGCACAGAUAGUUGGUAUUUUGUGUACAAAAAAAAAUAAUGAAAGGUGAAGCAAGGAGAAGAAUGGGAAAAAGUAGCACGAACAAACAAGCUCAGAAAGAACAAUUUUGUUAAAUACUUUCGCCGCGCCCUAUCCGCUCUGCGUGAUCAUAUUAUUAUUAUUAUUAUUAUUAUUAUUUUAUUAUUCUUAUUAUACAUUAGUAUUGUAUUCUAAUUAUCGUAUUUUUAUCUAUUAUCAUGAUUUGUGUAGUAGGAAAGGCGCGAUGAAAUUAUUCGACAGCACUGACACAAGAGGACGAACUCUGUUGUAGGAGAACGAAUAACGUUCCCAAGCAAACCGAAAAUGCAGAUACUCUAUUUCAUCUAUAAGAAAUACUCCUUCCUAUCACACGUCUCUCUGCCAUGAAUUAUAUAUCAGUCCCAUUGAAAUUAGAUCCUCUCUAUCAGAGCCGUGCAUUUUCGAUUUGCUCAAUCUUUUAUGCGAUUUGUCGCGCCGGCUCGAUUACCUCAGGAUCCGUGAUAGCGUCUCGUUAUUGUAACGGUUUGGAUUUGGAUUGCAGGUUUGGAACUUGACGUUUUUAGACAUUGAAUUAAAUAUAUCCCUAAUUAUUUAUACGGUUUAAAAUAGCUGCAUUAAAAUUACAGUUUUUUAAUAUCGAGAAUUCCCGAAACUCGACAAGUUUAAAAUACUAUUUAUAAAAAGAUAUACAUUUACCAACAAAUAAGAGAAUACAAAGUUUUUUGGUAUUAAUAUAUGACACUACAAAAAUUCUUGUAAAGUAAAAAUCGUGGGUCGCGUGAAGUCGAGCUGGCGCCUACGCAGGAGUAAAAAAGAAAGGAAUAGUGAGAAAGAGUGAAGUAAAAGUCAGGCUGUAAAAAAGAAAUUGUCGCGAUCAGUGGCCGUGCCAAAUACGGCCGAUUCUACUUGUAUCAUAAUCUCUUACGAUAACCCUAUUAUUAAACAAUAACGAAGAAAAGAAAACCGUAACAACAAUAAGAAAACUCGUAAUUUAAGUGAGCGUGAAUAGACACAAAAAAAAUACAUACACUCGGAAAGAGACACACACAGAAUGAGAGAGCGUGAGAAUGCGAGCGGAAGAAAGAAUGCGUGAGGAUUAUAAAUCGUGCGACGAGCAUAUACGCGAGUUAGUGACUGCUGUGUCAUUAAAAGAAACUCGUAACCACGAACGGGAUCCACGGCUUUCAGACGCUGGUCUCUCGAUAUUUAUUCUUACCUCUUAAUCCGUCUUUCCAUUUUUAAUCGAAACCAGAAAAUACUUGAUUAGAGAAAUAUCCAAUCCGUAUCUCUAAUCCUGUUUGGAAAUUUUCAUUCUUCCGUAAUUGAUUUUUAUUGAUUCGCGAUAUUUGCGUAUUUAUCAGAAAAAUUUUAUCACAGGUGUUUUAUAACAUAUGAGUCGUUUUUUUAUCAAGAUCUAUUUUAAAAUAAUCUUACGAGAAAUUGACGAGUUUUAUAUACUUUUAUCUGUUUUUUUAUUAAGAUUUAAUUGGAAUAUAUUUUAAAAUGUCCAAGUGUAUACACUCUCUUAUUUAAGGAAAGUGCAAACGAACAAAAAUAUAUGGACAUAAAAACAAAAUAACCAUCUGAACAGUGUAGGGAGAAUAAUAAAAGAAAGAAGUAAUCAGCAAUGCGUGUCUUCUUCCCCACAGCCAAAAACGUUGAUCGGAAAGAAAGAAAGAAAGAAAAGAAG
This is a messenger RNA of Ceratina calcarata, 9721 nucleotides long. Its product is annotated as phosphatase and actin regulator 4. NCBI's taxonomy places the organism in Eukaryota, Metazoa, Arthropoda, Insecta, Hymenoptera, Apidae. Gene Ontology annotation, molecular function: actin binding. The record is from RefSeq and is a predicted model, not a curated record. The coding region runs from base 2022 to 4088 and encodes 688 amino acids. Gene Ontology annotation, biological process: actin cytoskeleton organization. The transcript is spliced from 14 exons.